CCCACGAAGUCAAAGACAUCGCCGUCACCGCUCGCACAAGAACAAGCACAAGAACAGGCACCGCAUUCGCCCCAGCGACGCCCGACAGAGGACGUCUCGAUCCUACCUCCCUCUGCGUCUUCUUCCGCCUCCAGAUCCAUGACCGCAGAACAACACCCACCCACCAGGGCGUCGCUCAGAGCCUGGUGGCAGAACUUCACCUCGGCGCAGAAAUCAAAGGCCGGGGGGCAGCCCGGCAGUAGAUACGACCUCGACAAGUCCGGGUUGGAGGAACACCCUGUGUUUGGGAAACCGUUGAAGGAGAGCUUGAAGUAUGCGAGUGUGCAGAUAUCGACGGCAAAUUCGAACGGAGAGCUGUAUGUAUGGGGUUAUAUACCUGUUGUUGUAGCCAAGUGCGGUCUCUUCCUCAAAGAAAAUGCAACCGAGGUCGAGGGUACCUUCCGGGUCAACGGGUCGAAUAAGCGUAUGCGAGAUCUUCAGGCUUUGUUUGAGUCGCCGCCACGAUACGGAAAAUCAUUAGACUGGAAGAAGGAGCAGUAUACGGCGCAUGACGUCGCCAGUGUCUUCCGAAGAUACCUUACCCAGAUGCCAGAACCGGUGAUACCCUAUAAUCUCUAUUUCGACUUCCGAAAUGCAAUAGCGAAGAAACCGUACAACCAAGACGAAGUGAUAGCGACCUAUAAGCGCCUGAUUCACUCCAUGCCGCGCGCGAACCAGUACUUGUUGUUGUAUGUGCUCGAUCUGCUCUCUGUGUUUGCGAGGAAGGCGGAUAAGAAUCUCAUGACGGCGCAGAACCUCGCGGUGAUCUUCCGCCCAGGAAUCAUGUCCCACCCCGAACACGAGCUCACGCCCAAAGAACACCAACUCUCCCAAGAAGUCGUCGAAUUCCUCAUCGCGCACCAGGACUGGUUCAUGCUCGACAUUCCGCCCCCGCCUGAGAAUUACUCCAACUCGCCUUAUCACCCCAACUCCGCGAAUCCGGGCGCGGGCGGGAACCCACAAGGAAAUGCACACUCCUCGCCCUACCACGCACAUAAUAACUCGCCAUAUGGGGCAAGAGAGGAUAUGGAGGAUGUGGUCUUGGUGUCGAGUUCGGAGGAUGAGGGAAGUCCGGCGACGACGGGGACUGGGGGGUGGAAACUAGUUGGUGGGAGAGGCGCUGGUGAGACUGGACAGGGACAAGGACAGAAGAGGGUGGCGAGGAGGAGGACGAUGAAUGAGCGGGAUAAGGGGGUUAGGGGUGCAGUUGUUGAAGGGAGACGAUCAUCAAAAGAUCUUUCGCCUGUUGCUGAGGCACCAUCGAGAGGUGAAGGAUCGCCUAUUGGGGUUACGAGGUCACGGACGCUGCCGUCGACGCGAUCGGGGAGGUCGGGACAUACGGAGAGGGGGGUGCCGCCUAGCGCGGGUGCGGCUGCGACUACGGCAGCGGCAGGUGCGGCAACAACGGCGGGAACAACAGCAGCAGCAGCAGCAACGGCGGCGGCGGGUGCGGGAAUAACAGAAGGAAGAGGAGCGGUGACAGACGACGAACAUGAGAGACAUGGGAGGGUAUUGAAGAAACCGAGACCGAGCAGCGCGCAGCCUCCGCCGUCUUCUUCAAGAGGGAAGGGGGCGAAGAGUCCGGUGGGGACGAAGGAUGUGGGGGCGCCGGUUCAGGGGAGUCUAGUAGGGAGUGCGAAUGUGGGGAAGGAUUCGACGGCGGGAGGGGCGGCAGCUGGAGGUGGAGCAGCGCCGCCUCAGCCGAUUGAGGGGGUACCAACACCUGUGCAGGGGUCGUGAUAAUUCGACAUUGCACUCCUGCGCUGCCUGUCUACCCACUCGACCAGCACAGCACAGCCGUUCGUCCCGAGUCUCUUCUUUCAUCUGCGUUAUCGUGUUUUCGUUUCCUUGCCUUGCUCGUUUCCUGUCACUGUCAUCACCAAAUAAUCGUGUAUGUGAAUUUUAGCCUUUGUCUCUUCCCUCGUCUUUUUUGAUCGUUGUUGUUGUGUUUGUGGUGACGGUGAUGGGUGGCUUUUUGGUUCUGUUUAUACCCUUCGCUUUUUUCUCUUCCUACUUACCUUUUUUCAACUUCGAUCCACCCAACCACGAGUUUUUACGCAUCCCUUUUACAUGUCGCCCGUCCGUCGAUCGAUCGUCUCCAGCCUACCUGCCCUCACCACUCGCCACCCUUUGUAGCCACUUAUCGCUCCCGUCAUGCUCACGAUCCCGACGACAUCGACGCUUUCAUCCUCACUUCCGAGUUCUGUGCUUUUCUGAUUUGAUGUUCGUUUUAUUUAUUCUAUGAUGAUUUCUUGUUCCUUUCUUUCUUACCCUUACUUUUCCUCAUUCGAAUUUGCUCGUACCAAUAUCGGACUCUUCGCUUUGUUCUACUGUUUAGUGUUUAGUGUCUACCGUCUACCGUCUACUGUUUACUACUUAGUACCUACCUACCUACCUGCUUACCUACCUACCGACCUACCCUGCUUACCUACAUAGUCUACGUACGUGUUUACUCGAUAUCGAUAUCAUGAACCAUGAACGAACACUUGAUUGAUGUUUGGGGUUCUGAGUUGUGUUAAGUAGAUGAGUGUGGGUGUUU
Molecule: messenger RNA, 2578 nt
Organism: Stereum hirsutum FP-91666 SS1
Lineage: Eukaryota; Fungi; Basidiomycota; Agaricomycetes; Russulales; Stereaceae
Product: Rho GTPase activation protein
Exons: 9
Coding region: 139-1779 (546 amino acids)
Biological process (GO): activation of GTPase activity; signal transduction; regulation of fungal-type cell wall organization
Cellular component (GO): cell cortex
Molecular function (GO): GTPase activator activity
Source: RefSeq, a predicted model, not a curated record